AUGGUGCGGAGCGCUGCCCGGGCGCUCGGCGCGACGCCGGUCGUGGUGAUGGUGAUGGGCGGGCUGCUCUUGUGCUACGGCCUGCUAGCCUUUACGGCACUGCCAAGCAUGCUGCGCAUCGAGAACGGGUGCCGCAUGUCGCAGAUGUACCCGUCGUACGUGUCGCACAACGAGGCGCUGCGGCUGCAUUCGCGCUCGGCCUCGCCGGUGAUGAGCAAGUACUCGCUGCUCGAGUACCGCGAGUGGGACGAGCGUAAGCGUCCGAUCGGUGAAAAGAGUGCGAUGGCGGCGCUGUUUAUCCCUGGAAAUGCAGGGAGCUACGGGCAGGUGCGCAGUAUGGCGUCCAGCGGCGCGACACAGUACUGGGUGACCACCGCGCCGAUCCACGGGCCGGAGCGCGACAAGCCUCAGGAGGAGUGGAAGGAUGGGCCGGGGCCGGUCGACUGGUACACGCUCGACUUUAACGAGGACUUUUCUGCGUUCCACGGCCAGACGCUCCGCGACCAGGCGUACUUUGUGAACGAGGCCGUGCACUACCUGCGUUCGAUCUACCCUGCGCCAGACAGCGAAAAGAUGCGCGUAGAUGAGCGCAAUAUCACCGUGACGCUCGUUGCACACAGCAUGGGCGGCAUUGUCGCCCGCCUCGCGCCGCACCUGCCAAACUACGUGCCGCGGAGCGUCGACACGAUCAUUACACUCUCGACACCGCACGCGUUUCCUCCGGUGCCGAUCGACCGCUCGCUCGAGGGGGUGUACGAGCAGGUGAACCACCAGCCGCCGCCCCACGAUGAGCCGGCUCCGCUGCUGAUUUCGCUUGCGGGCGGCGUGCUCGACACGCAGCUGUCCUCGGACGCGUCUGCACUCGCGCUUGCAGGGAUCCAGACGCCGCUCACGCGCAUCUCAUCGUUCACGACGGCGCUCUCGAUGCUCUGGAGCAGCGUCGACCACCUUGCGGCGGUGUGGUGCGACCAGCUGCGCUACAAGAUCGCCCGCGGUCUCUUGCUCGAUUACAAGUACUUUGGCAAGGUCGCCGAGGACCGCAGCGAGCCAGACGAGCGCAUCGAGCGCCACGAACUGUGGCGCAAGCUGCUGGGCGUGCCGCUCGACGGGGCGACUGCUGAGGAGGGCCAUCUCGAUGCCGUCGCCGCCCAGAUUGGCCCGCCGCCGAUCCGCGACUUGUCGCCGCGCUUUGAGCGCAAGGGCGAGGGUGAUACCAACGUCUUUGAACAACAGCCCGGCUCCGAGAUCCACCAGAUUGUCCAGGGGCCGGGACCGCGCACCGUGCACGAAUGGCCCGUGCAGCCGGACGAGUCGCUUUCGUUCGAGCUGCUGACGAACCUGGCCGUUGGGCCGAGCCCGAAUACCGGGCCGCCCGUCAUGCAGGCCAUCGAGCUUGUGACGGUCUUGUGUCAGCGUACCAUCACACUCAAUGAUCCGACCAAGAUGGGACGCGCGUGGUGCCAUGCGGUGCUCCCGACGCGCUACGAGACCCUGCCGCCGUCGCCUCCCCCACAAAAUGCGCCGCAGUACCUGAUGGACUUUCCAAACGCUUCGCUGGUGUACGAGUCGCCGCCCGCAUCCAUCAGGCGCCUGCGCCUCUCUGCCGACUUUUUGCGCGAGAACCACAUCCACUUUAUCCGCACGGAACACCGCACGCAGGAUGGCCAAUACGCGGGCGCCGGCUCGCUGCACAGUCAGACACUGCUUACCUCGGGAUGGAGUGAGGAGGAUAUCCCCGUGCUGCCGGGCGCGCCUUUUGCCGGCAGCAAAACGUGGGCGCUUCCAGGCAUGGAUCUACCGAACCUCUUGUCGUCGCAAACGCCCGAAGGGCACGGGCCGCACUGGUCGUGGGUAUGGCCGCAGGUGGACUCGUCGCUCCUUGCAUACGAUCUCGAACUCGAGCCGGCGGCGUGUGCGCUCAGUCCAAACGUCACCUUUAUGCCGCGCACGGCGCCGAUCCUGCGCGUGUCGAACCGCGCCACCAAAGACGCACGCGUCUAUCCCUCGCUCGACGUCACAAAAAAGGUGCGUGUGCCGAUGGCAUUGCACGGAAACGCGCCGUUCAUGCCGCGCUCGCGCCGCGGAACUGGCGGUACACUCCUCGAGCUCUGGGUGCCGGACCGGUUCGAAGGCACGGUCUUUUCCAAUACCUACAACACGAAGUGCCCGCUGCCGUUUGACCGCGUACGUCUGCGCGUGCGGUGGCGCGCAAGUGCAGCAUUGCUUGUGCUGCGCUACCGCUUUGCGUUGCUUGCAUGGCCCAUUGCGGUACUUGCACUCGCCCACACCCGGUUCUUUGCGUCGAACCAAAUGAUGCCGACCGAUGCGCUCGGCGGCCUCGCCACGCGCCGGUCGAUGCUGGGGCUCUUGAGCGCGCCGUUCUGGGUGCAGCUCGCUGCACGCACCGCCGAGGCGAUUGGCAUGCAGGGACGCUGGUACUCGCUCGGCGUAGGUACGACCGACCUGCGCUUUGCUCUGCUCGGGCCACUGCUCAUGUUCCUCGCGUACGGCAUGGCGAUGCUCCUGGCGCUCGUCUCGGAAAUGUCCGUGCAUCUCUUGUACCACGCGCUACUUCGGUACGCGCCCCAUUGGGUGCCACUCCUCGCAGCAAGCCCCGCGCUGCCGGCGACCAAGCUCCCGUCGCGCGCCGAGCUCAUACAGUGGGCGACGGACCGCCGCACGAUCGCCUCUGCGGCACUGCUCGUUGGCUGCUGGAUCGUACUGCCUUACCAGGUGCUGGUCCUCUCUGGCUUCCUGAUGCACCUCGUGACCCUCUUUGGCUCGUACAUUGCGUGGCAGGAGGCAGAAAAGGCGCCGCGCGCCGCACAGCCCGCCGAGUGGGAAACGGACGUGGCACCGCACGAAACGCAGCAUGCACGGACACUGCGUGCACUGCAGUCACAACAUGCCCAACACGCAUGGCUGCAUCUGUUCCUCAUGUGGAUGUUGCCGCUGCACAUCCCGAUCCUCGUCGUCUGGGUGCGCAACGUCAAUGUGAGCAUCCGCAUGGGACUCACGCGCACCGAGCACGGGAUCGUGGCUAGCAUGUUCCUCCUUGCGCUCGUGUACCUGUACGCGAGUCCGACGCUGUACGAGCGGCCGAAGUACAAGCGGUACAUGCUCAUUACCAAGGGCGUGUACAUGGUCUUGUUUGCGACUUCGUUGGUGUACGGCAUUCGCUUCACCUAUACACAAUACGAGGUCUUUCAGCUGGUGCUGGCAUGGGAGGUGCUGCACCGCCUGUACGCUUUGUACGCAUUGCCGCCACCGCCCGAUGUACGUCAGGGCGAGCGCGAGAUCUUUGUCUUGGAGCCGGUGCACUCGGCCUUGCCGGAUGCGGUGCAAGGACCGGGGGAUGUGCCGAGCAUCACAGCAUCGCUCGCAACACCCGCGCCAGAAAGCGACACGGCGCGGGCCGACCGCCUCGACGAGGCGUGGGCCGCGUACCUCGCCACGCUCGAAGAGUACCUCGCCGCUCGCGCGGCCAUGUCGACCUCGAUCGCCGCUGGAUUCACUCAGCUGGCCAAGGCCAAGGUGGCGCUUGGUGGUUCGUUUGGGAUGCGUGUGAGCCAAGACAUGUACGAUGCGCGUAUGAAGGCGCGCGUGCAUAUGAAUGACGGGCAUCUCGAGCGUGUCCAGGACGAGCGUGUCCAGGACGAACCUGCGCCGUCCACGUCCGAGACGGGCCUGCGUCGCCGCCGCGCGGCUGCCUCGACCGAGGACGCCACCGAAAAGCCCGCUGCAGAGAAUGCAGCCGAGACACCUUCUAAGGAAGAAGCCACCGAGCCCAAGGAGGCGCCGGUGCGUGCUCCGAUCGGCUUCGACCCGCUGUUCCAGUUCAGCGGUCUGCCGCCGCCAUCACUUCGAUCAGCGCAGCAGCACUUCCGCGACGCGCUUGCGACGCUGGUCGACACACAAACUCCUAUUGCCUCGGUUUCAAGUACAAAUGCGAUCUCUACGCUACAGCGGCGGCUGGUGGACCUCGAAAGCAAGAUCCGCGCUUGCCACAGCGAUCCAGCGUAG
Malassezia japonica is the source of this 4023-nucleotide messenger RNA. It is a transcript of the gene BST1, whose product is annotated as GPI inositol deacylase. Gene Ontology annotation, biological process: GPI anchor metabolic process; endoplasmic reticulum to Golgi vesicle-mediated transport; vacuolar proton-transporting V-type ATPase complex assembly. The coding region runs from base 1 to 4023 and encodes 1340 amino acids. The record is from RefSeq and is a predicted model, not a curated record. Gene Ontology annotation, cellular component: endoplasmic reticulum. Gene Ontology annotation, molecular function: phosphatidylinositol deacylase activity. NCBI's taxonomy places the organism in Eukaryota, Fungi, Basidiomycota, Malasseziomycetes, Malasseziales, Malasseziaceae. The transcript has a single exon.